AACGUCCAUGAUCGAACCAUGGACGCGAUCGAACGAGCGGUAACUUACAAGGGACACAACUAAAUUAUCGUUUCCGCUUUUAGUCUGAGUACCUAAGGCAAGCGACAAUGGAGCAAAUGCCAGCUGCAAUGGACAGACAUUUAGAUGUGGCGAGUAUAAAUAAAGAAGGAGGACUGUUGCUGGGUGCCUCAAGUUUGACAGGGCGUUACUGGCUUGGAUCAUUGUGGUUUUAUUUGUCACCUGAAUAUGCUCCAAAUGUUGAGCUCUGCACUGCAGGUGUUCAGCUUGAAGCAGGCCUCUCUGGGGCUUCCUGGAUCACAGCUCAUCAUGUUCUACUUGCCAUGGAUACAGGAGGUGUGACUAUAUGGGAAUUACAAGAUGAUAACAAAACCUUUAGCAUGGUUCAUUCAGCUUGUGAACAUGAUGACAUUGUUUCAAGUGUCAGUGUAAAUGCUAAUGGUAAUCGAUUUGUGUCUGCCAGCCAUGACAAACGAAUCAGGCUUUGGGAUGCGAAUCUGACAUCUCUUAACAGUUUUAAAGCACAUGGCAAUAAAGUGUUGGAUGUCCAGUAUCAUCCAACAGAACCAGACCUCUUUCUUUCCUGCUCUCAGGAUGGAAGAACUAUUCUGUGGGAUACAAGAAGAAGUAAACCAGCCAGCAUAAUUGAGAAAAGUCAAGGUGGCUCAGCUCCAUGUUGUGUGUCUUGGCAGCCCUCAGCAACAAAAAUGUUUGGGACUGGAGAUGAAGGAGGAGGUAUUGUCAUACGGGAUUUGCGUGUUGUUGUUGAGAAGACAGUUAAUUAUCAGCACCAUUGCAGCGCAGUUACAUGUCUUGCCUUUUCAACAACAAGACCAGAUUUGUUGGCAUCUGGAAGUGAAGACUGCAGAACAGUUGUUGUGUCUUUAAAUUCCUUCGGCACACAAAAUUUGUAUAUCAACGAUGCCCAUUCAGACUUUGUGAAAAAUAUUACAUGGAAUGACAGAGAAAUGCUCAUGUCUUGUGGCUGGGAUGGGAACGUGAUUUGGCACACUCCAAGAGAUUAAUUUGCUUGGGAUCAGUCAGCUUACAAUGGAGAAUUAAUUUUGGACAAAAUGUGUUUUCCAGUUUUGGUAAAAUGUUAACAUUUUGAGUUUUAAGAUGGCAGAUAAUCAUAAGAAUAAAUAUAUUGCUUUCAUUG
Pomacea canaliculata is the source of this 1177-nucleotide messenger RNA. Its product is annotated as methylosome protein 50-like. Gene Ontology annotation, molecular function: protein binding. NCBI's taxonomy places the organism in Eukaryota, Metazoa, Mollusca, Gastropoda, Architaenioglossa, Ampullariidae. Gene Ontology annotation, cellular component: methylosome. The record is from RefSeq and is a predicted model, not a curated record. Bases 108 to 1043 code for a protein of 311 amino acids. The transcript has 9 exons. Gene Ontology annotation, biological process: oocyte axis specification.